Messenger RNA from Saccostrea cuccullata (small rock oyster), 462 nucleotides. RefSeq lists its product as uncharacterized. Bases 1 to 462 code for a protein of 153 amino acids. The transcript has a single exon. NCBI's taxonomy places the organism in Eukaryota, Metazoa, Mollusca, Bivalvia, Ostreida, Ostreidae. The record is from RefSeq and is a predicted model, not a curated record.
AUGCCUAAACGUCUCAUUUUAGGCUUUGUUGUGGAGAAUGCGGCUUUCAACGGAGAUAAAACUAAAAAUCCCUUUCAUUUCCAAAACUUUGGGAUCAAGAAAUUAGAUGUCAGUAUCAACGGAGAGACCAUGAGUACUCGUUGUUUUGAACCUCAUUUCAACGAGGAUUUAUAUCUGAGAUCCUAUCUCAGUCUGUAUCAAGCUCUGGGAAAAUUAGGAGAAGAUUGGGCUCCGGACAUCACCCUAGAAGAGUAUAAAAGCGGCUACACUCUAUGGGGCUGGGAUUUCACUAAAGAUCAAGAAGCGCAAUCGGAUAAAUUCCACAUCAUAGAAACAGGAAAUCUGAGAGUAGAAGUGCAGUUUACCAACAAUACGGUUAACACCAUCAAUUGUGUGGUGUAUGCAGAAUUCGAUAACUUAUUAGAAAUUAACAAACAGAGAGAAGUGAGCAUUGAUUACUAA